Messenger RNA from Spea bombifrons (plains spadefoot toad), 1774 nucleotides. RefSeq names its product cytosolic iron-sulfur assembly component 1 (gene CIAO1). The record is from RefSeq and is a predicted model, not a curated record. Gene Ontology annotation, molecular function: protein binding. Gene Ontology annotation, biological process: iron-sulfur cluster assembly. The transcript has 8 exons. Gene Ontology annotation, cellular component: cytosolic [4Fe-4S] assembly targeting complex. Bases 120 to 1148 code for a protein of 342 amino acids. Lineage: Eukaryota; Metazoa; Chordata; Amphibia; Anura; Pelobatidae.
CAGGAAGAGAGCGCGAAGGCGUGAGUCUCGGAAAGUGAAGAGAAGAAAACCCUUCAGAGGACAGGACUGGCCGGUAUAUAACAGGAGUUACCCCUGGACUAAAGGGGGUUAAAUACUAUAUGUUUAUUGGUGGCUCCAGGAUGAAGGAUUCCCUGACCCUGCUAAAUCGGAUUACGGCUCACCCGGACUCUCGGUGCUGGUUCUUGGCCUGGAAUCCAACUGGGACCCUAUUGGCCUCCUGUGGGGGUGAUAAAACUAUCCGGAUCUGGGGCAAAGAGGAAGAUACCUGGGUGUGUAAAACAGUUCUCGGUGAAGGUCACCAACGUACCGUACGGAAAGUAGCAUGGUCACCUUGCGGAAAUUAUUUGGCAUCUGCAAGCUUUGAUGCCACUACCUGUAUCUGGAUGAAGAAGACCGAUACCUUUGAGUGUAUCACAACGCUUGAGGGCCAUGAAAAUGAGGUAAAGUCCGUAGCCUGGGCCCCUUCUGGUAACCUGCUAGCUACCUGCAGCCGUGACAAGAGUGUCUGGGUAUGGGAAGUGGAUGAAGAAGAAGAGUAUGAAUGCGUCAGUGUCCUUAAUUCACAUACCCAGGAUGUGAAGCAUGUGGUCUGGCACCCUAACCAGGAGCUGCUGGCAUCUGCCAGCUAUGAUGACUCGGUAAAGCUUUACCGCGAGGAGGAGGACGACUGGGUUUGCUGUGCCACGUUGGAAGGACACACAUCCACCGUUUGGAGCCUUGCUUUCGACCAGAGCGGAGAGCGGCUAGCCAGCUGCAGUGAUGACAAGACCGUGCGCAUAUGGAGACAGCUAGGAACUGAAGAAGGAAAAGGUGUGAGCAAAGAUGACCUCACCUGGAAGUGUGUCUGCACUCUGACCGGAUAUCACUCAAGGACUGUCUAUGAUAUAAACUGGAGUCGCCUGACGGGCUCAAUAGCUACAGCCUGCGGAGACGAUGCAGUCAGGGUUUUUGAGGAGGAUCCGGGCUCGGACCCCAUGCAGCCUACUUUCUCUCUCACGGCUCACAUGCCACGUGCCCACUCUCAGGAUGUUAACUGCGUGGCGUGGCAUCCCAAGGACGCAGAGCUCUUGGCCUCAUGCAGCGACGACGGCGAUAUUGCAUUCUGGCGUUACCAGCACUCAGAUUAACCUAUUUUCAAGUAGCUAGAUUCAAAUCGUGUGUGACGGAAAACCUCAAUGUCCAUUAGUAGUAAUUUCAAGUUUGAGUUAUCAGUGGUGUAAGAUUCUGUUGGGACUAUACUAAAAUUAUUGAAAAUAUUCAAAUAACCAUAGAACUCUCCAGGGACCUUUCCCUCACAAAUGUAAAGAUCAGAGUUUCUACCUUAAACUAUUAUCUUUAAUUGUAUGAUUGUAUUAAGAAUCUCCUCAUCUAUCCAUAGGCCUAAUAGAUUGGAUGUAAAAAAAAUAAAUGCCCCGUUCAAAGCCCUGUUAUCCCAAAAUAACGUCAAGGCUAUACACGAAGGGGUGGGGGGGUUCCAAUGUUCAACUAACCAUAUUUGUGGCCGAUGUAUGGAGUUUCGUCUUUGGUUUACGGAAAUUGCUGCUUUGCAGGUGCAUUGGGGCGUGUGACUACACCUGUCCAUAGGUGUGUAUGCAGUCAUUGGAUUCUACAGCAGAACGAUGCACUGUGGCUAUACGAUCGCUAGCACAAUGUAUAGAUUACAGUGACAUUUUCAAACCGUUUGUUUUCUUCUCAAAAUGCUAUUUGUUAAUAAUAUGCACUUGAAACAUGCUAAUAAAGUUUCUCGAGACCA